AUGGAGAAUGGUAUACAAGGUAGUACCAGAGACCAUACUUCAGUUCGUAUAGUAGACGAAGGAAUUGGGCUCGAGGCGUUGGAAAAAACAAUGAGUAAAAAGCUUUGCCCUCGUUCACCCUCCUGGGCUGCCAAAUGCUGCAUCUUCAGAGUUCCCCCGGUGCUCAAGAGACAUAAACCAGACGCAUAUGAACCUGAUUUCAUUUCAAUCGGUCCGUUUCACAGGGGAGGUAAACAAUUUCAACACAUGGAAAAUGUGAAACAAUGGUAUUUAAAUAAUCUUUUGUCACGCAGGAAUCUGAGUUUGAAACACUUAAUCGAUCACAUUGUUGAGCUAGAGCAAUCCGCCCGUGAAUUCUAUGCUGAACCACUUGAUCAUCUAAGCCAGAACGACAUGGUAGAAAUGAUGAUACUUGAUGGUUGCUUUCUGAUUGAACUGUUUCGGAAGUACCAAUCUCAUCAGGAAGAUGUUGAUGACCCCAUCUUCAGAAUGGAUUGCAUGUUCCAAUAUCUAUGCCAUGACCUCUUGCUGCUAGAAAAUCAGCUACCUUGGUUUGUUCUCCAGCAUUUAUAUCACCUUACCCUCGACCCCUAUAAAUCCAGUCCCUCCCUCACCGUACUCAUGCUCACAGCCUUCACAUCACAAAAACCAUUGAAGCAUAACUGCGACUCCUAUCUAGGGAAUCUGAGUUUGAAACACUUAAUCGAUCACAUUGUUGAGCUAGAGCAAUCCGCCCGUGAAUUCUAUGCUGAACCACUUGAUCAUCUAAGCCAGAACGACAUGGUAGAAAUGAUGAUACUUGAUGGUUGCUUUCUGAUUGAACUGUUUCGGAAGUACCAAUCUCAUCAGGAAGAUGUUGAUGACCCCAUCUUCAGAAUGGAUUGCAUGUUCCAAUAUCUAUGCCAUGACCUCUUGCUGCUAGAAAAUCAGCUACCUUGGUUUGUUCUCCAGCAUUUAUAUCACCUUACCCUCGACCCCUAUAAAUCCAGUCCCUCCCUCACCGUACUCAUGCUCACAGCCUUCACAUCACAAAAACCAUUGAAGCAUAACUGCGACUCCUAUCUAGGGUAUGUUUAUGAGGAGAAGCAUGAUAAAAAUUGCAAAACUCUGCACAUACUUGAUUUGAUAAGAACUUCGAUAGUUUUCCCAUUCCAAGACCACAGAAAAGAAAAAGAAAAGGAAGCGAAGGAGAAAAAGAAAAAUUUUCCUCCUGCAACUGCUCUAUCGGAGGCAGGCGUUAAAUUCCGAAGCAAUACAAAAGCUGGCAGCAUAAUGAAUAUCGAAUUUGAAAAAGGGGUCUUCUGUUAUUUUGGAUACAAAAGGGGUACUUUUGAAAUCCCACACCUAUCAAUUGGGGAGUUGACCGACCCAUUAUUUAGGAACCUCAUUGCCUUUGAGCAAUGCUAUCAUCACCAUUCGCAUGAGAUAACAUCUUAUGCAUUUUUGAUGGAUAAACUCAUCGCUUCCAGCAAGGACAUGGAGUUUCUGUGUGAUAAACGGAUAAUAGAUAAUUGGUUGAGCGCUGAAGAUGGUGCCAAGUACUUCAGCAAGCUCUGCAAUGACACCGUGCUAAAAAAGUUCUACUAUGAGGCACUCUGCGAAGAAGUGAAUAUGCAUUACAAGGUUAAAUGGUACAGGUGGCUUGAAAAGUUGAAUCGUGACUAUUUUGCAAACCCAUGGAGUGUCAUUUCUCUCAUUGCAGCUGCUAUACUUCUGGCUCUCACUGUCGUGCAGACUGUGUAUACCAUUCGCGGUUAG
This is a messenger RNA of Prunus mume (Japanese apricot), 1758 nucleotides long. NCBI's taxonomy places the organism in Eukaryota, Viridiplantae, Streptophyta, Magnoliopsida, Rosales, Rosaceae. The record is from RefSeq and is a predicted model, not a curated record.